AAUGGACACCAGUAAAAAAAAAAAGAAGCAAGGAAAAGUAACCAACAAGUACGAGUAUAAAAGCGGAAACAAGUUCUAAAGGAAAAUCGCCAAGACCCUUCAUCCCUGCCCUUCCCUAUCUUAUCAUACCGGUAGACUAUCUGCCCGUUUUUGUUUUCUGUUGCCUUGACCAAGCGCAUGGUGGUUGCCCUGUUUGGAUGCACCAAGUAUAGCCUCAGCUGGCAGUGUCACUGACUAACCAGGCUAAGCCACAGUGAAUCGUCUGGCCGCCUCUAGUGCCCUCCAUCACCGUUCCUCUUUCACACAACGCACACCUCUCCCCGUUCCCCUCCUCCCUACCUUACCCUACCCGUUUCCUUGCCUGUGCCUGUCACCUACUUUCCCACCUACCCCUUCUGCUCGCAGCAGUGCUCGUCGACUACAGCCGUUUGGUAUGGUGCACCGCGCUCGCGCAUUCCCGGGCUUGAAUGUUUCACUACUAUUAGUCGGAUAUUAUUAUCGCUCUCUCAAUACAGCCUCCCUUUUGUGACAAAACUCACUCCGACUGCCCUCCGAGAUACUUUGUGUCCAAGUGGCCAGCCCCUGAACACUGGCCCUCCCUUUCGCCAUGUUGAACGGCAUGGGCUCCGCGAAGCCCCUCUACCCUUCCACAAAUGGGUCCGACCAGCGUAACGGUGGUCCAAGAUACGCUUCGGCGGCCACGAAUAGCUGUCCACCAUCGCAUAUACUCGAAAAACACUUCUCAUCGCCAAAUGAAGAGUCCCAUCCCCGAUUUAAUGCUGUGAGAAUGACCUCUCCUCUGUUCCCCUUAUUUUCCCCGCCCGGUUUAUUUUGUCUUCUUUCGUGAUGACUUCUUUCGUAGUGCGGCUGUGACAGCCCAAAUUUCAAUUAAACUUGUCUCAAUAUAGCAGUUGCUUAACCUUCUUUUUCUUAUAGUUAAAUAAGACCCGGCCGCGAUCCUCAGCACUUCUGAACGUUAACGAUCCCAUGGCAAUGCAUUUGUUGGUCGAAACUGCCAUAGUAGACUCUACCGAGUAUGAAAUUCUUUCUUAUGAAGAAGUGGACGAGCUCAAGAAGGAAUACAAUUUCCUCGCCAAUCGCAUCGACGCAUCAAAACGGAAGCUCGCUUUAGAAUCCAAGGUUCGCGAUGCCGCCCUGUCCCUAAGCAGGCUCUACUCGAAGAAGGGCAGACAACGGCGGUCCUUGCUGGGCGGCGUUAGUGACGUUACGAAGCAUACCGACGAGGAAUUAAUGGCAAGCAACAGGAAAUGUGAGGAGCUGUCACAGGAACUUUGGCGAUUGAACAAUAGGGCCGUGGAAAUACAGCGGAGAUUAUUGCAGCACGGAGCCGGAAUCCUGGGCAUGACGCACCAGGGUGGCGUCAAAAACUUGCCGAAGCUUCCACCCUCCCCAAACUCCCCUUCAGGUACCUUUAGUUCGGUCAACAGGAGGGGCACAAUGUCUUCCAUGAAUGUUGAAUUCGACGACCGUAGCUUUUACCGGACUCCCGAUAAGCUAGACGAAUUUGGGUUUUUUGACCAAAACCCACCAGCCGACAAGAGCAGCAGAUUUCAGCGUGGAGAUGCACGUCCCUCUUCCCCAAGAGGUUCCACCCCUAGCGACGAUCCAUAUACUGCACGCCGCCUCGAGGAGGCCAACCGCCAGCUACGGACUGUGCUGAUCCAACUCACCACUAACCAAGCACUGCCCCCUCCCGGCCAUGUUCCUGUUAAUGGUACCUUGAACAGCACCCGUUUACCCGAACAACUCGCCCUAUUAGAACAGAAUAUUAAAGUUCUACAACAAAGCAACUUCCACCCCCCACCGAGCCCCGGAACACCCAAACCAGCUCAUGAUCUUGAAAGAACUGAAGCCAUACUAUCGACCCUAUGGGACAUGCUGGUGAUGGGUGAAGAGGAAAUCCGGAGCCAAAGAAGAGCAAAAGAACAUGAUCCAGCCGCGAACGAUUAUCCCAAGUCAGAGGAUGAGCUCGGCGAUGAAGAGGCUGGAGAAUUCUCAAUAUCAGCCUUUUCGGCAAAAGUACAGGCGCUUUACACUCGGGCAACACAACUUUACGCUGAGAGAUCGAUGCUGCGGCAAAAGGUUUACCAGCAGCGAGUGCACUUUGAGACCGAGACCGAAGGACUAAAAGAACAGCAUCGCGCCAGAGUAGAUAAUCUCAAUGAAGAGUUUUCGACACUCGGUAGCCAGCUAGAACAAUUUGCAAACAUCGUUAACCAACGGGAAAGCGAUAUUAUGGCAGCGAGCGGAAAAAUAAAGCACUUGAUGAACGAGCUAGAUGCAACUCAUGCUGAAGUGCAGGAGAAGAGGGAGGAGGCUAGAAAUGCGAGGGAGGAGCUCACUGCAGUAAUGGAGCAACUAGAUAUUCAGCGAAGAAAGGACCAACAAAGAAUCAUGGAGGACAAUGCUGGGCGUGGGAAGGACUCGAUGGCGUUAGAGGCUGAGAAACAAGCUAGGGUGGAGGCGGAGGAAGGAUUUAUUGCUCAGAUUAGGGAGAGGGAGGAGGAGCUCACUGAGCUCCGAAUCCAGUUCGACGAGGUGAGAGAGGACAGAGAUAUUGCCAAGGCGGAACUCGGCAUUCUAACCAGAGAGAAUAAUGAGCGGCUGCAGAGGUUAGAAGGAGAAAUUGCGGCUUUGGAGGAGGCUAGGAGGAACGUAGAAGAAGGGAAGGGGCAACACUUGGAGAAGGAAACGGCGAUGAGAGAGGAGAUGGCAGAGAAGGAGCAGCAGAUGGCUCAGAUGGAUGAAGAAAUGAGGGGAUUGGAGGGCAAAGUUGCGGAAUUGAGUACUAAAGUUGCGCUACUCAAGGCCGAGCUCGAUUCAGCCUAUGGAUCGAGACAACAGAGGGCGGCAGAGACAGCGCAGGCUCAAGCUGCCGCAGCAGCUUUGGAGGCGGCUGGCAACCGGCCACAGGUUGUAGAUCCUGGUCUUCUGCAGGAGGUCGAAGCUCUCGCCAUGAAGAACCAUGAGUUGAUGGUAGAGAUUGCCCAAUUGAAAGCUGAGAAGACCACGCCAUCCACCGACAGCAACCUCGAAAAACGCUGCAAGCUCCUCCAAAGCGAGCUCGAUGGCAUGCUUGCUGAUUUCGAGAACCUCACUAAGCAAUCGAUCGAGUUUGAGAGUGAGCGUAUGAAGCUAGAAGCCCUUGUCGAUAGUCUUCGGACCAAAUGUGAGAAUCUCGAAACAAACCUGGCGGAUGAGAGAGUUCGCUGGUUGGGUGUUCGCACUCCUAAUGAUGGAAAGCGCGGCGGAAGACAUGCUGGAGAUAUCCCAGGGGAAAACAUCAGCACGACAGUUCUAAGGAAUGAGUUCAGGGAGAUGACGAGAAAUAUGAGGGCCGAGCAAACAAAAGUGUUGCGAGUAUGUCACAAUAGCCCCCUAUCCCCCCCCUUUUUUUUCUUCCUCUCCUUCUCCCUCCCGCUUCUGGUUCUCCAGGCAUAGAGCAUACUGACGCGUGAUGUAGGCGGAACAUGACGAACGCCGGAGAUUGGAAGGAAUUGUACGCAAUCUCAAGAAAGAGCAACUCCAACGAACGGGCUACAUAUCCGCAUCUACAUCCUCUACACAAUAAUCUCCACUAUCGCCUCCCCCGGACACCUCCCCCCCCUCUCCUUUACCCCUCUUCUCUCCACUUGUCCCACCCAACCUCCAUUACCAUCUCACCACCCGAACUAAUAGCUGCCACUCUGAUAUUAUAUAUCCUGGAGGUCUGCAUGUGAGGAUUGGGCCUUAAUAACAUAUGGGGAUUCUAUAGAAAUGAUAACCACGGUGGGCAAUAUACAUAAGAAAUAUCCAAUAGGUAGGAAUACUAUUGGAGCAGAAAAAAGAGGGGGGUGGAAUAUGGUUGGGGCGCCUUUUUUUCGUGAUCUCUAUCCUCUCCCUUGCCUUGCAAGCUCUUGAAUACCUUUCCUUCGUUCUCGUAACCGGAUUUGUUUACCGUUUGUCUUUUUAUAUCUAUACCUAACUUGUCUGAGUGGAUUAUUCGUUCUCACGAUUAACUUCUUGGGUUAUUGUAUCUAAUCUAUCCCCUCAUCUGUGCUAUUACAGCUCCGUCCUUUCGGUUGCGGGGAACACUUUUUUCCCCAUCUUGACUUGAAUGUUUCCCUCCGUAUAGUAUCUUAACAAGCUUAAUUCUUGAAUGUAUCCGGUAUGCACCUAAAGCAAAGCAAUGUCCUUCUGAAGGAUGUCGAAUGGACUCCUCACCCAGAGAACCCUGGUAUCUCAACCCCGACCUUCCGUUCCCUGGCAAUCUUGACAAUCUCUUCUGCAGCAAUGAGAUCCAUGAUCGCCAGUCCAACACAUUUAAACACCACGUCACCCAGGUAUUUUUCACCAAGGCCAUGACUCAAGUCGCUAGCCACGCUCCCAAUAUCCACCAAGUCCUCCGCCCCGAGCCCAGCCUGUAUCACCUCCCCUGCUUCAAUGAGGCACGCUUCGACAGAGUCCACAACCACAGUCACAGACUCCCUCCCUAAAUACCUGGGGCUAAGCUCUUUCAUAUGCGGCGUAUACGAGCCGAUCAAGGAGAUAUAUCGCCCCUUCUCAUCCGUGAGGAAUUCCACAGGGAACAACUCCACCGCCGACGGCGUGCAGCAGAAUAUUGCAUCCGCCUCACGGAGCUCAUUUUGGACCUCCCGAUCAAUUCCCCCGCCAUAUGUUUUCCAGCCUAUUUCCGUAUCGGAUUCCGCCCCGCUGCGGAAUUUAUCCACGAAUGCCUCCAUCUUCUCCGGGCCAUUCCCUUCCCGCCCGAUAAUAGCCAGCCCCUUCAGAUUAGGGCACAACCUGAGCAAAAGCCUCGAAAUCCACUCUGCCUGUUUCCCCGUGCCAAAUAUCACUGCCCUCUCCACGACUGCCCCAUACCUGAUCCUCCCAAGCAGCAGCACGAUACUAACACAGGCUGUCCUGAAGGCGGUGAUCUCCUCCGCGUUCAGAACUGCAAGCAAUCUUCCCGCAGCGUCCUGUAGCGUGAUUAUGCCGUUCGGCGGGGAUGGAGGUGUUGGUGGCGUUGGCAGGGUUACGGAUUUUAUGGAUGUUAGGCUUGGGGUUGAGCAGGGCAUGAUGAGGGUUGUGUAGUUGGCGGCGGCAUUAUUCUGGAGGGUUUGGCGAGGGGGUUGAGUUAUUACAGGAGUGGGAGGGAUCCCGCUAUAGGAGGGGGAGGGCUGGGUGAGGGUUUGUAGGGACGCGGUUAAGGAGGUGAUGAUGUUGUGAAUUGUGGGUGCUGGGAGGGAUGU
This is a messenger RNA of Tuber aestivum (summer truffle), 5252 nucleotides long. NCBI's taxonomy places the organism in Eukaryota, Fungi, Ascomycota, Pezizomycetes, Pezizales, Tuberaceae. The record is from the annotation of a GenBank genome assembly.